Dendronephthya gigantea is the source of this 670-nucleotide messenger RNA. Its product is annotated as universal stress protein A-like protein. The transcript is spliced from 4 exons. The record is from RefSeq and is a predicted model, not a curated record. The coding region runs from base 129 to 590 and encodes 153 amino acids. Lineage: Eukaryota; Metazoa; Cnidaria; Anthozoa; Malacalcyonacea; Nephtheidae.
GACCUCAAACUCCCCCCCCGGUUUUCGACUUUUCCGUGAACCAGAACGUAGCAAAUGUUUUGUGCGUUUUUUAAUUUCAAAGUUACGUUCAACUUCUAAAUUCCUCAUCAUCAUCUAUUAAAGCAAGAAUGGCAACAGAAACACCAGAAAGACAAAGAGUCGUUCUGAUUCCCGUCGAUGCAAGUGAACUGUGCGAACGAGCAUUCCAUUGGUAUGUGGAGAAUAUGCAUCAUAAAGGAGAUAAGAUAAUUAUCUUUCAUUGUCAUGAAUUUCAUCCACCUUCAUUUCCACAUUCUUUAGAAAGUGUUGAAUGGAAGAAACUUGUUGAUGAACAUGAAGGAAAACUAAAGGCCCUUGAGGAUAAAUACAAGGCAAAAUGUGAAGCAGAACAAAUUUCAACAAGAAUCUUAAUUCAUGGUGGCCAUGUUGGGCCAGCAAUUGUCAAGUGUUCUGAAACAGAGAAUGUCACUUCAAUUGUGAUUGCAAGUCGUGGUCAUGGUACACUAAGAAGAACUGUGUUAGGAAGUACCAGUGAUUUUGUCCUGCAUCAUGCCCAUGUUCCUGUUAUAAUUGUGCAUAAAGACAAAUGACAAUUCUGCAUGCUGAUGACUUGAAAGACAUUUGCAAUAUCAUGUAAUUCAUUUAGACUCCAAAAAUAAUCAUAAUUAAA